AUGCACAAAGUGCCAAACAGUAAGACCAAGCGUGGAAUUGUUACUCAAGUAAACGUUCCUAGCUGGGGUAUAGCUCGUAUAAACCACCGUGAGCUACGGGACCUUACAGUUUAUACUGCAGAUGAUACUGCUGGAACCGGGAUACAUGUAUAUAUCCUGGAUUCAGGAAUAAAUGAAAAUCAUCCUGACUUUGAAGGGCGAGCCUUGAUGGAAGCCAACUUUAUUAGUUAUGAAGAUUCCGGAGAUUUUUCUGGUCAUGGCACACAUGUUGCUGGUAUUAUUGGUGGUAAAGCAUUUGGUGUUGCAAAAAAAUCCUUUCUCCAUGGAAUCAAGAUACUUGACCGAAAUGGAGAUGGCACUACUUCUGCUUUACUUCAAGCUAUUUCGUAUAUUGUUGAAACUCACGAGCCUGGUCACAGUAUAAUCAACCUUUCUCUUAGUGGGCCACGCUCAAGCUCGAUAGACGAAGCCCUAUCAAUGGUCGUUCAAGAUUACGAUAUACCCGUCUUUGUCUCUGCCGGAAACACGGGUGAUGAUGCAUGUGCUUACUCACCGUCUGCAAACCCUGAUGUGUUUGCUAUUGGUGCUACAAACUAUCAAGAUAUCAUACCACCAUUUUCAUCCUUUGGAAAGUGUGUUAGUAUAUACGCCCCGGGGGCCAAUAUCACUAGUGAUUGGCUUGAAAACAAGACUAUUACCAUGGACGGAACAAGUAUGGCUAGUCCACACGUCUCUGGUAUAGCUGCUAUGCUUAUGAGUAAAACCAAAUUUGAGUCGCCCAAUGAUUUGUACACCAUGAUAAAGAAUAUGGGUACACCAAACAUAUUAAAGCCUUCUGACAAGGCACAAGGAGCACUCUUAGCUUAUAAUGGUCUGGAUCACCUUUAAUGCUGAUUGAACUUCUUUAACAGUAAAC
Rhizopus microsporus ATCC 52813 is the source of this 916-nucleotide messenger RNA. Its product is annotated as aqualysin-1. The record is from RefSeq and is a predicted model, not a curated record. Lineage: Eukaryota; Fungi; Mucoromycota; Mucoromycetes; Mucorales; Rhizopodaceae. Bases 1 to 888 code for a protein of 295 amino acids. Gene Ontology annotation, molecular function: serine-type endopeptidase activity. The transcript has 5 exons. Gene Ontology annotation, biological process: proteolysis.